AUGUCGGAUUCUAUUUACACACAUGACUUUCUUCUCGAGCCAGGUUUAGAGAUAAAACAAGAGUCUCCGAUAGAAUCGGGUACUAUGUCUGCUUCCGUGCCUAUCCCACAGCGCCGUGUUGAUCCCGGGGACUUCAACACUGAUCUAGACCUGUGUUUGCAAGACAACUUGGUUGGCUCUUACAAUAUGCCUAAUCUGGCUUACAACAAACUUGUAUUUGAAACAGACAGUACAUCAAAAGCAGAAAGUUUCAAAAUGGAUGAUGAUGACAUAUUCCAAGUUGAUAAAGCGGAUUUGAUCCUUGGGCCAACACUUGCAGAGUUAAAUGCUAAUCCAGAUAAUUUAUUGGAUGAUUUAAAUUUUGAUGAUCUCCUUUUGCCUGAGGAGAGUGGUUAUUGUGUGCAAAUUGGAGGAGCGAUGAGUGGUUCACGCCGCGCGCCAAAUACUAUGCAAACACAUAAUAUUUUGCAAUCAGAGAGUCCUUGUAGUCCAUACAGUCGUGCACAACUGGCAUUUUCUCCAGCAAGCCAGCACAGCUCAGCGUCAUCUAGCUUUGCUCAGCCUAUGAAUCAAAUGCCAGAACUGCUGCUUCGAAUGGAUGGUUACAGUGGUGAAAUUGCUCUGGGUCAAUCAGUUCCAGCAUCAACUGUACUGCCACCAUUCCCCACUAGUGCAAAACCUCAGCAGCCCCAACUUUCUUCUUCUGCCCCUACCCACCUCACUAUGGAACAGAUUUGGCAGCGUCGUGAACCAAGGAAACAUCUUUUGUCUACCAGCUCCUUGGCUGAAGCAGGGUCAGCAUCAUCUCUUUCUGGAGGGCUUCUCAGUCCUGGCACUGUCGACUUUUCACAAGAUGAAGAGGAUCGUGAUGUAGAAACUGAUGAAGACAGUGACAGAUAUGAGGAUCUCUCCUCAGAUGAAUCAAAUGAUGAAACAGAAGGUAAACAACCUCGAAGUAGUUCAAAGAAGGAGAGGUUCUUUUGGCAAUACAAUGUACAGGCUAAAGGACCCAAGGGACAAAGACUCAUCUUAAAAAAUAAAUCAGAGGAUCCACAUGUCCUUAAUAUUGUAACUGAUCCAGUAUUCAGUCCCAGUUGCAGUGUUAGAGGCAUAAAACACAGUGGAAAGGCCAGGAAAGGAGACGGAAAUGAUUUGACACCAAAUCCAAGGAAAUUGUAUUUGAUUGGCAAAGAAUUAGAUAGUUUGGGUAAAAUAAUUAAUGAUAUGAUCCCUGUGAGUGAACUUCCAUUCAAUAUAAGACCCAAAACCAGAAAAGAGAAAAAUAAACUAGCUUCACGGGCCUGCAGAUUGAAGAAGAAAGCCCAACAUGAAGCAAAUAAAUUAAAAUUACAUGGCUUGGAGCAGGAACAUAGGCGCCUCAUGAAUGGAAUUGCACAAAUGAAACAAAUAGUGAGCAGCCGAGUGACUAACUCACAGAAUAAUGUUGACUGGAAUGCACACAUCACAAAUAUAGUAAACACAGCUACAGAGAUAAAAAUCGCUGGCAAAACUUCAGAAUAUGUCAAUAAAGUUUUGGACAAAGUCAAAGCAGGACAAAACAAUGGUGGAUUAAAUGAUUUAUAA
Molecule: messenger RNA, 1584 nt
Organism: Spodoptera littoralis (African cotton leafworm)
Lineage: Eukaryota; Metazoa; Arthropoda; Insecta; Lepidoptera; Noctuidae
Source: the annotation of a GenBank genome assembly